GUAUAGUGUAUAGUCGGCCUUGGUUACUGCUUUCCUUUCCGCGCCGGGCGUCUUCUGAGAGUGUGUCCGACUCCUGUUCGUGUGACUGUGUGUUAACUUUUCUUUUGUUACUUUACCAUAUUGGAUUUCACGUUCGCUUAAUUCUUCCAGUUUAAGUUCGUGAUUAUUUCUUGUGAUUUUAUCAUUAUUUGAGAACACUUUCCUAGACAGUUUUCCUUCAGUUUUGCUAGUGAUUUGUUGGAAACCUCUAGUUUUGGGCGAGUGACUGUGCCUGUGAAUUCAACAAAAAAUCUACGAUCUAGUAGACACGCUAGUAAGCGUCCGUUUUAGUUGAGAACUGUACAACGACAGGCUUCAAGAUUAAGCCCAACGGACUUGACAUGGCGUCGCCAAACGAAGUCGACGAAGAGUCAACGCCGAAGAACGUGCACGAGUCGAAUGGCUUCUCCAGUAAUAACGGGAAGAUAGUAGUGAGCAACGUGCCGUCCCAUCUCGGCCUAGAAGAAUUGGAACAAUUCCUGCUGCCUUUUGGUCCAUUCCAGAAUUGCGAGAAGCUCAGUCAACGGGAAGGCCAACCUCAGACCGUCCAGAUCAGUUAUGCAACACAGCAACAGGCCCAACAAGCACUAUCAGAGUUGAACGGGUUCGAGAUAGAAGGUAACACGUUGAAAGCGGAACCGGCGAUGGAGAGAGGCGGUCGCGGAGGCCGCGGAGGCGGCGGUGCGAGGGGUGGUCGCGGCCAGGCGGGAGCGUUUUCAGGCAUAAUCGGCACAGGCGGACGCCAGACCGACUUUCCACUGCGCAUUCUUGUGCAAAGCGACAUGGUCGGAGCCAUCAUUGGCAGACAGGGGUCCACCAUCCGACAGAUCACACAGCAGACCAGAGCCAGAGUGGAUGUUCACCGUAAGGACAAUGUUGGCUCUUUAGAAAAGGCCAUCACAAUCUAUGGUAACCCCGACAACUGCACAAAUGCCUGCAAGAGGAUACUGGAAGUCAUGCAGCAAGAGGCUAACAACACCAACAAAGGUGAGAUCACACUGAAGGUUUUGGCGCAUAAUAACUUGAUUGGUCGCAUUAUUGGAAAGGGAGGAAACACAAUCAAGAGAAUCAUGCAAGAAACUGACACUAAAAUCACCGUUUCAAGCAUUGAUCUACCAGACUAUUGCUGUUCACACCAAGGCCAAAGCAUAAACGACAUCAACAGCUUCAACCUGGAGCGCAUAAUCACAGUGAAGGGCGCAAUCGAGUCGAUGUCAAAGGCCGAGUCGAUGAUCAGUGCCAAACUGCGCCAGAGCUACGAGAACGACCUGCAGGCGAUGGCCCCACAGAGCAUGAUGUUCCCCGGCCUUCACCCGAUGGCGAUGAUGGCCACGUCUGGCAUGGGAGGUGGCUACUCGGCUCGUGGCUCCGGAUAUCCGGCCUCCAUCUAUGGCUCGGCGCCCCCGCCAUAUCCGCCACCCGUCUACCAGUCCGGCCCGCCCCCCGUGCCCGCCGGUCCGCCCCAGGCUUCCGACACUGUGGAGACCACUUACCUGUACAUCCCAAAUAAUGCGGUAGGAGCUAUCAUUGGAACCAAGGGCUCACACAUUCGACAAAUGAUCAGAUUCAGUGGUGCCUCAGUGAAAAUCGCUCCCAUCGACUCCGAUAAAAUUGACCAACAACCUCAGGAGAGGAAAGUAACAAUUGUUGGAUCGCCAGAAUCGCAAUGGAAGGCUCAGUAUUUGAUUUUCGAGAAGAUGCGAGAGGAAGGCUUCGUUCCGGGCACAGAUGACGUGAGACUGACCGUGGAGAUAAUGGUGCCGAGCAACCAGGUGGGCCGUAUCAUCGGCAAGGGAGGCCAGAAUGUGCGCGAGUUGCAGCGAGUCACUGGCAGCAUCAUCAAGCUUCCAGAACAGGCCGCCAGUCCGCCACCCCAGGACGAGGAGACUACCGUUCACAUUAUCGGACCCUUCUUCUCAGUUCAGUCGGCGCAGAGGAGGAUCCGCGCAAUGGUGCUGCAAUCAGUGGUUGGCGGUGCGGGUGGACCAGGAGGUGCAGGAGGCCAGGGCGUGCCCCAGGGGGGACCAGGGGGCCCCGGCCGACAGGGGCCAGGCGGUGGCGCAGGUGGGCCGAGGGGGAGGGGGGGCCAGCAGGAGCCACCACAGCAAUAGGGUGGCGCACGCACGCACACGCACGCGCACCAUACCAAAGAUGACAGGGUGGGCCGGCCGUGCUAAACUAAUAAGAUGAUUAUGAUGAAGAAGAAGUCAUGUGCAAAGUACAAAUCGCGGGAACCAGAGUGUGCUGUGGGGGGACUAGCUAGGUGGGCGGGUGGACGGCCGAUGUGUUGCCUUGUGUUGCGUUGCUUGCUUGUGUUGCGUCACGCAGUCCCUCUCGUUGUUCAGAUAUAUUGUGGGACUGUGAGUGACGCAGCAACUUGGCCACGCAACUCAAUGCAGUGCAACGCAUCGUUUCCCCCUUCCCCCCUCCUUGCUCUCCCCGGCCACCGCCCGUUUUGUAACGACUAACUGUCUAUAAGGUUUAUUAUUGAAAUUUUAUUGAAUCGACAAAGAUUUCUAAAAUUGAGGGAAUAUCUUUGACUUUUGAUAAGAGCGAGCGAGAGAGAUUGAGAGAAGCAAAUACGUUUAUUUUUGAUACAUUGUUGUCGAAUGAAAGUUUUUGUUAGAGUUUUUAAUAUAAUUAUUGAAAAUAAUACGAUAAAAAUAAAGUAUUUAAAAACGUUUUUAUAUGGCGCAUAGCAUUUUACGCUAUGUGGAAAAUGGAGAGUCGUUAAAAUAGCAAACUUUACCUAAACAAUAGAUCAACUAACGGAUUGUAAAUCCGCUUGAGCAGAGUGGUGUUGAGCGAUUGGCACCAUUCUUGUCACACCCAAUAAGACUUGGCUGCCUGGCUGCCAGCAAAUAGUUGAUCCACUCCUUGCGCCAAACUCAAACUACCCACAAUCUGGUAGGCCUAUGCAUCCCAAUUCAAUAAUGCUCGUCCUUCUAAAUUUUUUUUUAUUUUGUUUCGAUAUAACGGUGGACUGUCACCUUUUUUCUUUACCUAAUUAAGCAUCUCAUCUGUAGAUAAAAUCAAAUUAAUGCAAAGACAAUCUAUUUGAUCAUUCCCUGUAGUUAUAUUAAGAAAUUGCUAUAAUUAUAAAAUUUUAUAUUAUUGAAUAGGUACUGUUGGCACAAAGCUACAGUAUUGUAUCAAAUGAAUUUGAAGUAAUGAUAGUGAUGAUGAUGACGAUGAUAUUUUCCACCAAACUAUUAUGGUUAUUGCCCUCAAUUUCUAACAGAAAACAAAAAUUUGACAUGCACUCUGACUCCCUUACCCACCCUCAAUUUAAUCAUCGACCCCCUCUAAUUUUUGGCUAUGCCGUUUAUCAAAUCCUGGACUUGUAAUCUACACCCGACAGGCUGUAAACGAUCUAAUAUCAACAAUACAACAAGUGUGCGUUCUCUUAUCGUAUUACAUACAGUCUUAGCCAUUCAGGCUAUCACAUAGUUUAGGCCUGCCUGCGGAGAUAUGUCAGUUGACGGACAAAUUUCAAACUGACCAUUAUUAAACAGACAUUGAAAGUGGAAUCAGUACAGCUUUAAUCUGUACUUGAUGAAAUACAGAACCAACCGCACUCUAGUAGAACCGCGUUCUAUAAUAGUGAAUGUUGAGACUAGCUAGGUUGACGCACCAGCGCAACUAAACCGACCUCGAACUCUAGUUUACUGAACUCUAGUUUAUUCGGCUGACUCGUCAAGCCGAUGUCAUCCACAUGUGGUCAUCCACAUUGACAGGCGAUUACAAUAUUUUGUAUCUGUUCAUCAAAGCUCGAUGAAUAAGUUACAGACCUUGUUUUAAGUUUCUUUUCGGAUAGUUUCAAGGGAAACUGUCACGUUUUUUUAUGCUCAAGCGAGAGAUUUUUAUCAGAUCCAUAUACUGUAUUCAGUUGGCCUUAUACUUGAUAUUAUAGUGUUUGUUUUAUUAUUUUCAUAGUACACAACUUACUGUAACCUAUUAAACAUUCUUGCUUCUCAGGGAACUCAGAUGGGGCUGAGUUUCCGUUCCAAAUUGCAAUCAUUGUUUGUCGGCUGUGCGUUGUUUGUUGUGUAGAGCAUCGGUGACAAAGCGAUCGGUUCGCGUCCUGUCAAGCUAUUGGCAUUCACCUACCGUACCGUACAUACAGCGAGCCUCUUUUCGGGCUUCACUUGUUAUUGUCCUCUUUGUUAUUGCUCUUAAAUAUAUAUGUACAAUUAUAGAGAGAUAUAUAUAUUUUAUUACUAGUUUUUUAUUCAUUAUUGUAUGAUAACAGUUGUUACAGUUUUUAUUAUUAUACAUUUUUUAUUAUUAGUAUAUACUUAUAUUGUCAAGAACAGUAUUCUAUUUCAACAACAAUCGAGUACAGAUUUUCAGUUUGCCGUUAUUGGUGAACUGGCGCCUUCAGCGAACAUGCUUGCUUUGUUACCGCACUGCCAACAGCCGACAACCUCUGAUAUCGGUCCAUACUUUCAUCCCAAUUCCACAACAAAAGUUCCCAUAUUGGAACACUACUUUUUAACCUUGAAAACAUGUUACAUGAAUGUUAAAUACAAUUCAUGCCCCUAAUUUUAUAUUAUCAAAAGAGAAGCCAGGUUGUUUAUUGUUCAUAUGCCUACAAUAUUCUAAAAUAACAGUUUUAUUAUCACUAUUUUAUUGUUAUUUCUCUGCAAUGAUUGAGAAUUUGUACACCCAUAAGCCGAUUAACUCAAUACUUACUUCUGCUGUAUCUUGACAUGUUAUCAUUUUAAUAAUCACUAAAGCUGUUGAAAAUCUAGCUGCUAGUUAUCAACUCACAGUCACAAAAUAUUUAUUCGAAGCUGAGUCAUCUAUCAUUUAUCACUGCGAAAUUGAUACAGAGCUUGACCAAUUCGAGCUUAAGAAGCUUACAGAAGUUUGAUGUGUGUCAAUUGAGUCAGGCUCCUCCACAAGUAUUAUAUCCAGUAGGCAGCAAAGAUUUCACACUGCUCAGUGAAUGUUAAUUUUACUUUCUUUCUCGCUAUUUUUAUCGAUGGGAACAACUUAAGAAGUAAAGUGAAAGAUUUUAAAGUCAUUCACAAGGUACAGCUCACUACACCUUUGCUACCUCAUACAUAUUAAAUGAUAUUAUAUAUAUAUAAAUAUUUACAUACACAGAACAAGAUAUUAUAUUAUAUACAGUAAUUAAAUACAAACUUGUCCAUAAUGCUGCUCUUUUGUUAUAAUUCCACAUCAUUCAAUCAACAGUUUACAAAGAUUUAUAAUUGACUCUGAAGUUUUACUGUGUAUAUUAUUACGAUAUUAUAUUAAUUAUUACAAUGAAGAAGCUGUUAUUUUUGAGUUUUUUGUUUGUUCUUUAAAUUUUUUGUGGGAAUAAUAUACUACUGUUAGUUGAAUAUAUACAGUUAUAUAUUUGUUUAUAUGAAUAUAAUGAUAAUUAGUGAGGCCUGUGACUGUUAUGUUAAGGCCGUUGUGCUGUGCUAUUCAAUUUUUCAUGAAUCCCGGAACCGCAUUUCUUUUUUAAAUCACGUACAACAUGUCCUCUAUUUUAUUACACAAUCCAAAGCAAAUUUUGAGCAUAUUUUCCUGAAUAGCCAGUGUCCGUCUCAAGUACUGUCAUUGGCUAGUCUUUACAACUUUGUGGGAAUCAAAAUUUACGUUUCUGUCUUCAUGGCUAAAAAUAUUGAUGAAAUUUGUGAAAGUGCUGUUCCGGGAUAUUCAAACGAGAGCUGGUGUUAUGUUAAGGGCAUUGUUAGGUUAACUUAUAGAUUAUAUUGUAGAUCAACAGUUUAAAAUGUCAUUGCUAAUGAUUUCCUUGGGUUCAACUAUCGUGCAUUGUAGUCUAUCUGCACUCAGUCCUCGGACGCAUCUGGACGUAAGAGUGCUAUUUCACACAUUUCUUCUUGAGUGCUAUAAAAUUUUCAAACAAAUUGCUAAACUCCAUUAAUGACAAUCAUCUUCUCUACUUUAUUGUCAAAAAUAACGCACUUGAAAUUUUGUGAUUAAUGAAGCUAAAUUUGCUUUUCAAUCUUAUUGGUCAAUUCUCCAUUCUGCAGAAACAAGUUUACUUGAAGGCUAUUCAAGUCCUACUAUUACCAUCUUCUAAAUACUAUCAAUACUUUGUAAUAGAAAAUAUUAUACGGACAUUAUUGUCCAUCAAUCAAAACUUGUUUGAAUUUGAUCGUAUAAAACAGUUUUAUGGUUUCGUAACCAGGUAGACAAAUCUAUUUAUGUUGAGAAUAAAUUCAAUUUCAAAUCAAGAUAUUUUUAGCUCAGGGAAAUCUAAAGUUUUAAACUGUUCCGGAUAAGUCAUAUUUGCUGGCUUGAUAAAAAUUGAUCUUUAUAAUAGUACUCAUCUAAAUCUUAUAUCAAUUAUAUUAAUUAUAAAAAAUACUUAGCUGUUUUGUCAACAGCUUUCUCUAGGUUUCUUAGCUUUUUCCGUCUAGCAACAAUACCUUAUAUUAUGAUCUAUUACUAAAAAUGAAUUUCAUAUAGAAUAUAUUAUUAUUGAUUGCGAUGGUUAUUAUUAUUGAUUAUAUUGAAUACCAGUUGACAAAACUUAUUAGUGAUUAUAGUGAAAAAAGGGCAUUCUUAUUUGAAGAGUUUUUAUAAUGGAAAAUAUUUAGCUAAAGUAUGCAUGAUUUAUUAUUAUAUUCGAAAAUAACGUUAAGUGUGAACUCUUUCAACUCAUAACUAAGAUUUUCAGUUUAAUUUACUAUAUUUUCAGACUAAAUCAGUGACGUUUGGAAUCUAUUAUUAUGGUGUAAUGUUGAGUUUUAUAGUAUCUAUCGGCUGAAUAUUUUCUCUCUUAUCCAGCGCAUAAUGUUUUUAGAUCCGUAACAACUGUAUGAUAUUACUUUUUGGUCAAAUGCCAGAAAUAUCCUGCGUUGUUGGCCUACACAGUACGUAGACUGUUACAAAGCCAUGUAGUUUUAUUUCAUUCAAUAAGGGAAAUAUAUAGUUUUUAUUAUUAAUAUCAUUAACAGUUCGUAAUCAUUAUUUCACUUUUUUGUUGUGGUGUGUAUUAUUACUUUGCAUAAUUACAUUUUUCCACAAAAGGUAAUUCUUAGCACUUCUAAGCUGAAUUAUUUUUGUUAAUAAUGAUUUAUAUUCCUUUUGUUUCGUUUUUAUCCAUUAGCAUCAUCUGUUUCAAUAGUCAGUAUAAUUUUUUAUCGUUGAUGGAGUUUAUUUUACUGUUAUACACUUUCCAGUUUUCUUUCUAAUGUUGGCUUGGUUUAUUUUUUUUUAUAUUGAUGGAAGUUGUUCAGUAGGCUUGUAGGCUUAUCCUGUUUCAGUUGUUCAUUUAAAUGUAUACUCACUCCCAGUUGGUUUUAUUUAUGAAAUUUGGAUGCAGUGCAGCAAUUGCUGGCUUAGUGAACUCUGAUAGUUUUCUGCCAAUUGCUAAAAUUUGAGCAGCCUCAAUGCUCUGCCGGUAUCCGGCGCAGUCCUCAUACAAAAAUUGUACAUAAAAAUGUUUGGUGACAAAAUUAAUAGUAAACAUUUUCUGGUUUUUCGGUGUCUAUGUUCUAAAACGUCAGUAGUGAUGGAAUUGUGUUUUUCUAUGUAGUCAAAAACAGUAUCAUUAGCAUCCCUUGAAUUGUGUAACAACGUAUUUAUAAGUAUAAAUUGAUAAGGUUUAGGUAUAAAAAUAUUGACUGCGGCCGUGUAUUGCCGGUGGAGUUGAGGCUGACUAUUCUGUCCUGUAUACUGUACAUACCACGGUUUUCUAUUGCUCUACUACGAUUGUAUAUGUGACGUAACCCAGUAAUCUAACACACGCACGGCGAUGUGAUGCGAGUCGACUUCUCAAGCAAAAUUUAUGCCUAUUUCUAUAGUAACACGAGGGCCGAGCAGCAGGUGAGGGAGGGGUGUGGGAUGAGGAGGUUCACUGGAGACUGUUUUUGUGUGCAUCUUUCGGUUAUAUAUCAUCUGUGCCUUACAGAAUGUUUUUAUUAAUUGGCGGAUCAAAAAGAACUAGAUGAAGGGUUAGGAACGGAGUUUGUCAGUAGACAAUGCCCUGCCACCUUGCUCGCCUUCUAUCUCACUCUCACCUGUUGCUCUCUUUUUAUUAAACAUUUUGUAAGCCGAUACAGAAUUCAUCUUCAGAUGGAGAUCUGUAUCUGCAUUUUCAAUAAGCGAUUAUAUUUUUUCAAUGUCUCCUUAAACGACGAUACGAAAAGAAUGUAAUUUGUGAUAUCUAAUUUUAUUAUAUAAGAGUAAAUGAAAAAGAAACCCUCGAUUCUAAUGUUAAUUAAUCGAAUAAGAAUUGCUAAACUAAUGUAAGUACGAGAAGGGUGAUUAUUAUAUUAUUAGAACUAUUAUUGUUAGCGCUGUUGUAUACAUAUAUAAAUUAUAUAUUGUAUUAUAACAAACAAUGUGAUAUUAUAUAUUUAUAAUGAGGUCACAACCAUUGGAUAUUUAAGUCCAUGGUAAGUGACAAAAUUUGUGUUCAUGAAUUUAUUAUUAAGUUUCUUAUAAAGUUUUUGCUGGUUAUCGCAUGAAUCAGAUGAAUCCUUGAACCUCAAAAAAAGUUUAGGCAUAAAAGAGAACCUUGAAAUUUGUGAUUCCUCUUCUAGUCUUGUGUAUUUUCGGCAAAAAUUUUUCGCUCAAAAAGAGUAAUUAAUUUGAAAUUUCGGUCAAAAUUCGUCAAAAAUGAAAAUGAAAAUUGUUUUUUGGAGCCCCCAUCACAUCGUCCACAGAUUGCUAGGAGACUUGCUCUCCUCCUAUUCACCUUUUUGUAAAAUAAUGAAUUAAUAAUAAAUUGAUACGUUUGGAAAUGGGUUGACUAGCUGAGCCUAGCAUUGACUGGAAACUGAGUUAUUAUUGUCAAGUAUAGUCCAUGCUUGCAGGCGAAGGCAAGGCCUUGUGUCUGUCUGUAUUCAGUGCAGCCAAGUUGUGCAGCAGCAACAACACCACAGCAUGAUAAAUCAGUUUACAUCAGCGGAUUAUACUUGUUUUGUGUACGCUACAAAGAAAUUGUAAAUGUAUUGUAAACGGAGUUAUCGUUUCUUUUGUAUACAAACAUUAUAGUCCAUGCAAGCAUUGCGGUCUCCUUUUUCUACCAUGAGAAAUAAAUUAUUCUAGUUAAGAA
Messenger RNA from Nilaparvata lugens (brown planthopper), 9085 nucleotides. RefSeq names its product insulin-like growth factor 2 mRNA-binding protein 1. Gene Ontology annotation, molecular function: mRNA 3'-UTR binding. NCBI's taxonomy places the organism in Eukaryota, Metazoa, Arthropoda, Insecta, Hemiptera, Delphacidae. Bases 381 to 2150 code for a protein of 589 amino acids. Gene Ontology annotation, biological process: regulation of gene expression; nervous system development. The transcript has 11 exons. The record is from RefSeq and is a predicted model, not a curated record. Gene Ontology annotation, cellular component: cytoplasm; nucleus; cytosol.